Molecule: messenger RNA, 2306 nt
Organism: Elaeis guineensis (African oil palm)
Lineage: Eukaryota; Viridiplantae; Streptophyta; Magnoliopsida; Arecales; Arecaceae
Product: K(+) efflux antiporter 4
Biological process (GO): proton transmembrane transport; potassium ion transmembrane transport
Cellular component (GO): membrane
Molecular function (GO): potassium:proton antiporter activity
Source: RefSeq, a predicted model, not a curated record
CAAAGGCGAAUCAUAUAAAGCCCUCUUUCCCUCCCAUCUCGCCGUUCGACCCCCUCGUAGCCCGCCCGAAGCUCGUAGCCUGGAUCCAUCGCCCUCCUCCUCCAGUCCUCCUCCUCGGCCUCCCCGGCGAUGGGGAGCCUGUCCCCUCCUCCUCCUCCUUUUAGUUCUCUCUUCUUGUUUCUUCUCUCUGCCGCUCUCCUCCUCUCCGCCCCCGCCAGCGCUGGGGGGGGCGGCGGCGGCGGCGCGGAGUGGAGCAACGUGACGGAGGCGUCGAGGGCGGGGCCGGCUCACGAGAGCUUUGCCGACAUGAUUGACCAGGCUCUCAAGAAGGAGUUUCCCGAGAGCGAGCAGAUCGAUGGAGAAACUGAUCCAGGCGGCUUCAACAACAGCGUUGCUGAGAAACAGGCGGUUCUUGAAACUGUAGCUAGAGUUACAUCGAAGAAAAAUGACACCAAAGAGAAGUCGUUUCAGUUUCAUGAUGUUUUCAAUUUAGACAACGAGAAUCAGGCAGAAGACACCCCUACCUUGAUAGAUCGGAAGGAUAAUGUUUUUAUUAUAUCAAAUCCCAAGUCAAAAUACCCGGUACUGCAGUUAGACUUGAGGUUGAUAUCUGAUCUUGUUGUGGUCAUUGUGUCUGCAACCUGUGGUGGCAUUGCAUUUGCUUGUCUUGGACAACCGGUUAUUACUGGAUAUUUACUUGCAGGAUCUGUUAUUGGACCUGGAGGACUAAGAUUUGUCAGUGAAAUGGUGCAAGUUGAGACAGUCGCUCAGUUUGGGGUAAUUUUUCUUCUUUUUGCAUUGGGCUUGGAGUUCUCUGCAGCAAAGCUUCGUGUUGUUCGUGCAGUUGCUGUUCUUGGGGGUUUGCUCCAAAUUUUUCUUUUCAUGUGCUUAUGUGGUAUUACCGCUUCGUUAUGUGGAGGUAAACCUUCAGAGGGCGUAUUUGUUGGUGCAUUUUUGUCAAUGUCAUCAACAGCUGUGGUUUUGAAAUUCUUGAUGGAAAGGAACAGUACUAACGCUCUUCAUGGCCAAGUUACAAUUGGUACUCUUAUUCUCCAGGAUUGUGCUGUUGGCUUGCUAUUUGCAUUUCUUCCAGUUCUAGGCGGAACUUCUGGUAUUCUCCAAGGGGUUAUAUCCAUGACCAAGUCGUUGAUCGUGCUGUUUACUUUCUUGGCAGUACUUUCCAUAGUCUCCCGUAAAUGCAUGCCUUGGUUUCUUAAGCUAAUGAUAAGUCUUUCAUCUCAGACCAAUGAACUUUACCAACUGGCAUCGGUUGCAUUCUGUUUACUUGUCGCUUGGUGUAGCGACAAGUUGGGAUUAAGUCUUGAAUUGGGUUCAUUUGCGGCGGGAGUGAUGAUAUCGACAACUGAUCUUUCACACCAUACCCUUGAACAAAUUGAACCCAUUCGCAACUUCUUUGCUGCUCUUUUUCUUGCCAGCAUUGGGAUGCUAAUUCAUGUCCAUUUCCUCUGGAAUCAUGUGGAUAUUUUGCUAGCAGCUGUGAUUUUGGUGAUCAUCAUAAAAACCAUAGUCGUUGCUACAGUUGUCAAGGGAUUUGGCUACACAAACAAGACAUCGCUUCUUGUUGGCAUGUCUCUGGCGCAGAUUGGAGAAUUUGCUUUUGUUCUUCUAAGUCGUGCUUCAAAUCUUCACCUGAUCGAGAGUAAAUUGUAUUUGCUGCUUCUGGGAACAACAGCUUUAAGUCUGGUUACAACUCCAUUGCUCUUCAAGCUUAUUCCAGCAGUCAUUCAUCUUGGAGUUCUGCUACGAUGGUUCUCACCUGAUAACAGUCAAAGUGAGAUGGGAUUUAAAGGUGAAAGCAUUCGUGCAGACAGUGGCAAGCGCAUUACAUUGCUGGUCCAAGGCUCUCACGAUUCAUGAAAUGUGUUCAAAAAGCCAGUGAAACAAUGUGAAAUACCUGGUUUACCCGAUGGGCUUCUUAAUACUUUUGGAUGACAAUUAUCCACGCAAGCAAAGGAGAUUUGAUUGAUGACUUGUUCUUGUGGAAGAAAAGUGCCUCAUUUUUGUCUUCCUUUCACAUCUCAGUCCAAAAUGGCUGUUGCACUUCCCAAAGAAAGAAUCUGAAUGGCAGGAAGAUUGCCAGGCAUUGAACCUUUGUGCUUGAUGGGAUGAUAUUUUGCUACCACCGUCAUGCCAGAUUAUGUGUAAAGUAGUUUUUUGCUUUGUAAUCUACCUUUUAUUCUUUUUCAGGAUUGCUCAUAGUUGGAACUGGCACCCGACUUUAAAAAAUAUGUAGAAUAUGGCAAUUGAUAUUAUUCAUUUCAAACUGAUCCCAAGCAUUUUCUUUA